GGAAGAAGCAGAAGAAGAAGAAGUCCAAAAGAAUAACCGCCGAAAACAAAGAGUGGAAAUCCCAUGUUUUCACUCGGCAUUGUGGGCUUCCUUAAUAUCAAGACAAAGAAAAGAAUUGUUAUUUUAGGCUGUUAAAUUAAUUACUUCUCUAAAUCUCAAUUUCCAAACCGUUGGAUCAUUCCCUCCCGAGAGAUCUGGGCCGUCCGAUUAGGGUGGUGUGGGAUUCUCAGUUGGAGUACAUGUGCUGCUAUCUUUCCUUUGCUUUAUUUUGAUGACCUCUUUUUCAUCUUUGCUUUCUUGCAUGGAUUUCUCCUCCCACACAUAGUAUGAGUCACAUACAAGAGUUUAUUUUUCUUUCAAUUUUAUUUAUUUCUUUAAAGUUUAAUUUUCUUCCUUAGUGUUAGCUUGUUCAUGGCCAUCAUUUGCAACAAAGUUUCUUGAUAUUUGAUUCUUUCUUCAAGUUUCAACUACCCUACAGCUGCUACUACUUCUAGUAAGUGCAACAAGAAAGAUAGAUAGUUAGAGAGAGAAAGAGAGAGUGCUAGCUAACUCAUCAUCUUUCUCUACUCAUCACAUCUCCAAACAUCAAAAUUCUAGAGCUCAUCAAAAAGAUAUCCUUCAAUUACAACACAAGCUCAAGAACAUUGAAAAAAACUCAAGUUCGAAUUCUGUUUUUCAAGUCUCUCUAUGAUGGAGAAAGAGCACAUCUGCAAGCUGUGCAACAAGAGCUUCCCCUGUGGGAGAUCAUUGGGAGGCCACAUGAGGUCUCACCUGAUCAACACUCCGACACCGGGUCAUCCCGGCAACGACGAAAGCCCCCCGAAGAAGAAGAAGAAUGACAAACCAAACCCAACUCCAAACAAGGCCUGCAAGGAAUGUGGGAAGGCCUUCCAAUCAUGGAAGGCCCUGUUUGGCCACAUGAAAUGCCACUCUGCAAAUCAAGAUUCCGGCAAGCCGAUCAUCAUGGACAGCCAAUCGGACAACGAGGCGACUCCCCCGCCCAAGAGGAAGAGAUCCGAUAGGAUCAUCACAAGGUACAACAGCGCAUCCAUCAUCACAAACUCUUCCUCCUCUCUAACCAUAGCGACAACAACUGAUGAUAAUGAUGAUGAAGAAGAUUAUGAUCACAACAAGGAUCACGGUGAUGAUGAUGAUGAGCACCGCGAGCAAGAGGAGGUCGCCCUGAGCUUGAUCAUCCUCUCUAGGGACAAAGGCUCAUGGGAGCCUACCUCAAAAAGUAUCGGUGUUCAGUGCUUGCAGAAGCUCAAGAAACCGAGAGUCGAGGCCAAGACGAGGAAGCUCGAGUCACUGAACACAGAGGGUGAGGUUGGAUGCGAUGAUGAGGUGGAAGUGAACUCGCCCAAGAACGUGAACAAGAAGAGUUUUAGGAAGGAGAGAGAGGGAUCAAGAGAGAGAAACAGCAGGAAAUUCAGAUGCUCAAUGUGCAAGAAGGCGUUCCAGUCAUACCAAGCUCUGGGAGGGCACAGGGCGAGCCACAAGAAGUUCAAAGGCUGCUGCGCUCCCCAAGAAACAGAGGAUUCACAGAGCCAGCUGGGUGAGAAUCUGAUGAUGAUGAUGAAGAAGAGCAAAGAGCACGAGUGCCCGAUUUGCUUCAAAGUUUUCCCAUCGGGCCAAGCUCUGGGCGGCCACAAGAGAUCCCACUUGAUCGUCGUGGAUCAAGCCAAGAGCAGCUCUCCGCCUCUCAGCAGAGGCUUUCUUGAUCUCAACUUGCCUGCUCCUGCUGAGGAGGAGGAAGAAGGAUGUGAUGACUUCAUCAAGCCGUGGUGGAUUGGUGCCGGCAUCGGCCUACUCUCCACUUCAUGAUCGUGGAAAUUCACACACAAGUGUACAGAUUCAUUCAUUCUUUACAGCAAAUCUGAAUGCUUUUUUCUUAAGAAAAAUAUAUGUAAUAAAUGGUUCUUGAUUAGGCUAAGGCCAUUGAAGUAAAACAAGUUUUUUUUAAGGA
This is a messenger RNA of Salvia miltiorrhiza (redroot sage), 1966 nucleotides long. RefSeq names its product zinc finger protein ZAT1-like. The record is from RefSeq and is a predicted model, not a curated record. Bases 688 to 1824 code for a protein of 378 amino acids. Lineage: Eukaryota; Viridiplantae; Streptophyta; Magnoliopsida; Lamiales; Lamiaceae. The transcript has a single exon.